UAGCAACACCGAACUAGUCAUUUUGUUUGUUGAAAUUGUUGUAGUUUCACAUUUAUUUACGUAUAAAUCGAACAAAAAUAUAUGUUUAAGCUGUAAUAUACAACAGAAAAAGCGACAAAAAUGGCAGAUGUGUUAGAUAUUGAAAAUUCCGAAGAAUUCGAAGUUGACGAGGAUGGUGAACAGGGAAUCGCUCGUUUGAAGGAGAAGGCGCGAAAACGCAAAGGAAGAGGUUUUGGUAGUGAAGCCGGUAGCGGAGGCGCCUCAGAGCGAGGGAACAGGGGAAGAUAUGACAGCUUGGCUCCUGAAGGUGAUGGGAACACUCCAGGCCCUCAGAGGUCAGUGGAGGGGUGGAUCCUGUUUGUCAGCAAUGUCCAUGAAGAAGCACAGGAAGAGGAUAUUCAGAAUCAAUUCUCAGAGUUUGGUGAGAUCAAGAACAUUCACUUGAACCUCGACAGACGUACUGGUUUCCUCAAAGGUUACGCUCUUGUGGAGUAUGAGACCUACAAACAGGCUGCGAGUGCGCGCGAAGCGCUGGACGGCGCAGACAUAUUAGGCCAGCCAAUAUCAGUCGACUGGUGCUUCGUCAAGGGACCAACUAAAGGACACAAGAAGAGGCGAUAGAUUAUAAACAUUAAUAUAAGCUC
Molecule: messenger RNA, 644 nt
Organism: Spodoptera exigua (beet armyworm)
Lineage: Eukaryota; Metazoa; Arthropoda; Insecta; Lepidoptera; Noctuidae
Source: the annotation of a GenBank genome assembly